CAAUUCAAACAGUUUGUAACGUUCGUGGUAAGCGCAUGUGAACGGCGGAUGUACAACGCAGUUAAAGCGGACGUUUCUUCUAACGGCUAGGUGUUUUCAGCGAACGUAAAACGUACGAAAUUUCGCUUCUAACUGAACUGGGCUAAGACAUUCGUUCGUUUGUUCGAUCGUUCGUUGGCUAAGAGAUCAGAAAUCGUGUAAUUUUAUUUUAUCUUUUUUAUUUUUCUAUUCACAUUCUGUCGAUUGUUUCCUUAAAACGCGUUUAGUUUUAUCGUUUUUGUAGAAUACAAAAUGUUACCAAAAAUGAAAAUACUCUAUUUGGGCGUAUGCCUUUAUUUACUGCUGAACACCGUGCACGCUAAGCCCUCAAAGGAUACCGAGGAGAAGAAGGAUAAGAAAUCUGAAAAGAAAAAUGAUGAAUUUCCCGAAGAAGACAGCGAUAUGCUUAUGGAGCCAAAUGAUUUCUCGCCCAUAACCAUUUUACGGUCACAAGAGCGACAGUUCUAUGAGCCACCCACGACCAUAGUACAACACUUCCGUCCCGUGCAAAGUACACGGUAUAAUGCCAGAUCUGAUGUGCACGAGCCAAGACAUCGAAUAAAUCCAGGCGAUUCUCACAGUCAAGCUGCACAGAAUUAUUAUCCACCCUUUUUUCGGGAGGCACCACCAUCUGGUCAUUCUCGACCCUACUUCUCUCUGCCCGAUGCUCCCUUUUUGCCAAAAUACGAAACAAGGCCCGAAGGAAAUCUGGGUCCUGGUUUGGCGCCCAAUCAAAAACCAGGUGGUUAUGAUGCCUCAAUUUUGGGUUCUGGAGAUUUUGGUGUUAUACGCGGUGGCACCUUCUACCCCGAAGAAGAAAUGCCUUACCAUCCCGAAGACAGCGUUGAUUUUGUACAAAAAUAUACCUACCCGGAGGAGCAAUUUGCCCAUUUCCGUGAUUUUGCCGACAUUAAUGUGCCCGUCGAUACGGCCUUUUCACAUUUUGUUGUUGUCUAUCAGGCCAAAAACUCGACCAAACCCAGCAAUCAUCCACAUCCGAAAAAUAUCUUUGAACAAUUGGAACUGCUGGAUAAGGAAAAAGCAGCCGAGGAAAAGAAACUAAAGAAAUCGAAACAUUCGAGUAAGAGUAAGACGAAAUUGGUCAAGACAAAACUGCAACAGAAGAAAUACAAAAAGAAAUCGGUGCACAAGGAAUUGGAGGAUGAACCAUUGUUGGCUUUAAGUUAAGAACAUUGAGUGGGUUAAGAAACGUUUGUGUAUCUGACGAACAAAAUUCUUAAAGACAUUAUUUUAAUUUUAAUUUAUUAAUUUUAAUGAAAAUCACACACAUACAACCAUACACAAACAAUUCAUACACAUACACAGGUACAUACAUUUACAGAAUUUGAUGUAGUGGAGUGUUUUGGCAAACCGAAAAUGGUACGCGGUUGUGCCAAAAUUGAAAAAAAAAUAGAAAAUCAAUAUUAAUUUACUCAAAAUCAAAUCAAUAUAAUCGUUUUGUUAAAUAGAAUUGAAAUUUUAAUUUUAAAUGUACAAAAUUAUAUACACAUAUACAUACACAUUCCGCGACACACUUUUAUACUCAUUUCAUACUUUUCUCAUUACUCUAUAAUACGAAUUUUUGACUCGAAUAUUCUACUUAGGGCGAAUUAGUGGGGGUUCUUUACUUACUCACCAAGGCCUUCAGUCCCAAAAAAGAAAUUUAAUCACACCACCAUCUCCCCUCUUAAGACUUGACAUCCAUUUUAUUGGGCAGUGUUUUUAAGGAAAUAAUUUGUGGAUGAAAGUUGCCAUUCAGCAACAACGAACCCCCCAAUUAAUAUUACUCAACCGAAUUUAAUGACAUUUUACAUUUAGGGGUCUAAGCGAGUUAACACAUUUUGUGUAAACCUCAUUGUCACUGUCUUCAACAUAUAAGCUAUCUAUUUGAGUAAAAAAAUUACGAAUUUACGUUUCUAUUGCCUCUGCACUAUAUUCAAUUUAGUUCCUUCCUGCGUCUAUCUCGAAGAGAUAUAAGUAAAAUUUAUUUCGAUACCUGUAACCAAUUUACCAAAUCGACUUCAUGGCUUUCUUUCGAAGUGGAGAUCUUAUUUUAUUUGCCGUUUAUUGCCAGUUCCUCAGCUUUCCAAAUGGUAUACUCCAUAACAUAAAUACGUUAGGGUUAAUUUCGAAUUGUCCGUUAGAUCUAAGAUCCGCUUGAUUUCAAAAUCUGGUGUGCUAAUCAAUUUUGUUUCAUUUCUUGGUCUGCUUUUUUAUACCUUCAGUCAUAUAUCGUUAAAUACGGCCAAAAUAUGCCUCAUCGAAAUAAAGGUUUUAGACCCAAGGUCUCUUAGAACCAUUUCCGUUUCAUGACAUCUGGAGUCGAUCUAGGGAUGUCCGUCUGUGUGGCUGAUGCGCACGAUAACUCUCGAACGGAAUAUCUGAUUUGGUGAAACUGGGUACAUUGUAAUAUUAUUAUCAAACUUAGAUCGAGUUCGCAAAAAGCCAAUAUCAGUCUACUCCUUCUAGUACCUCCUCCACAAAAUGUCAACAUUUUCAUAGAAAAAAUUUACCUAUUAGAACUAUUAAGAAUUAUUAAAUUUUACUAAGAAAAUUGUUGGAGUGAGAUCGGAUGCAUCGUUUCAAUUCUUCUACCUCCCCACAUAGAAAUCAAAAUUUUAAAUUUCAUAAAAUGAGAAAUAAGCACCUGAUUCCUUCUAAACUUCACACAUUCCAAUACUUUUAUCAACGGAAGAACUGGAGUAAACACAAUAAAUAUCGAUCCGUCUCUUCUGGUAACUCCUCCCAAAAAGGGUCCCAAUUUAUAAUAACCUGCGAAUUAAGUCAACGAUUCCUUUCAAACUUUGUAUGCUCUACUAGAUUUGGACUAUAUCGAAUACUUCCUUCAAAUUUUAUGAGAAAUGUGAUGGUUUUUGUAAAAUGUUGAUAUAUACAUGAGGUGCCACAUAUAUAGCGGACCGAAGUAUUUCACUUCAUCUAGUACUGAUAAAAAUAUUGGUACGUGCAGCAUUUAAAGAAAAUCCAACAUUUAUUUGCAAUUUUAUCCGAAUAAUCAAAAUUUUGGACAUUUGUGGGGAGCUACCGAAAGGAGUUGUCCGAUAAAUUUCAUAUUCACAUCAGAUCUCUGGUUAAUCGUUAGCUUAUUUCGCAGGUUAUGAGAUAUAUCAGUAUUAUAAAUUGUGACCCUUUGUGGGAGGAGGUGCCAGAAGGGGCGGGUCGAUAUCUAUUGUGUUUACACCAGAUCUUCCGUUGAUAACUUGGUAUGCACUUCAGGAAUUGCUCCAGUCUAAACCGAAUGCAAUAUAUGCAACAUUUUUGGAUAGUACACCAUUCU
Messenger RNA from Musca domestica (house fly), 3334 nucleotides. RefSeq lists its product as uncharacterized. Lineage: Eukaryota; Metazoa; Arthropoda; Insecta; Diptera; Muscidae. The transcript is spliced from 3 exons. The coding region runs from base 292 to 1227 and encodes 311 amino acids. The record is from RefSeq and is a predicted model, not a curated record.